ACUAACAUCAUGGGGGGAUGGGAAGCGUUCCGGCAGUUUAAAUUGCUCACAUGGCUCAGAGAGGAGAGACAGUCGAGGAAACUGAUUCUCUUCAUUGUCUUCGUCGCCCUGCUGCUGGACAACAUGCUGCUCACCGUGGUCGUUCCCAUCAUUCCCAGCUACCUCUACAACCUGGAUGAGAUGACAGACGCGGUGUCGCAGAACAACACCACGUUACAGCAGGAUCCUCAGGGAGCCUUCCACAGUAUUGUGUCUUUAUAUGACAACACUGUGAGGUUGCCUGGCUCCAACUCCACAGCCAGGUCCGCUGGUCUGAUCCCUACGACCACCGCGGCUACAGAGCUGCCCCGGAACUCCUCCUCCGACUGCCCCAAGGCCAACAGCAGGCUGCUCAAUGAGAAUGUCAAAGUGGGAAUGCUGUUUGCCUCCAAGGCCACCGUACAGCUCAUCACAAACCCCUUCAUAGGGCCUCUCACUAACAGAAUAGGAUAUCAACUUCCAAUAUUCAUAGGUUUCUGUAUCAUGUUCCUCUCCACUAUCAUGUUUGCCUUCUCAUCGAGCUACGCUCUGCUGUUUCUGGCCAGAUCGCUUCAAGGGGUGGGCUCCUCCUGCUCCUCUGUAGCAGGGAUGGGAAUGCUUGCUAGUGUUUACACAAAUGAUGAGGAGAGAGGUCACGCCAUUGGGGUCGCUUUGGGAGGGCUGGCACUGGGAGUGUUAGUGGGACCCCCAUUCGGCAGUGUGAUGUACGAGUUUGUUGGGAAGACUGCUCCUUUCCUUAUUCUGGCUUUCCUGGCUUUGUUUGAUGGAGCUCUGCAGCUCUUUGUUCUUCAGCCCACCAAGGUGGAACCAGAGAGUCAGAAGGGAACCCCGCUGCUGACACUGAUGAAGGAUCCAUACAUUGUAAUCGCAGCUGGUGCCAUUUGUUUUGGAAAUAUGGCCAUAGCCAUGAUGGAGCCAACACUGCCAAUCUGGAUGAUGGAGACCAUGUGCGCCAGGAAAUGGCAGCUAGGCGUCGCUUUCUUACCAGCGUCCAUCUCCUAUCUUAUUGGAACCAACAUCUUCGGCACGUUGGCGCACAAGAUGGGGAGAUGGCUGUGUGCUCUCAUUGGAAUGAUGUUGGUUGGAAUCAGUGUAAUAUGUGUUCCAUUUGCCAGUAACAUCUACGGUCUGAUUCUUCCAAAUUUUGGUGUUGGCUUUGCUAUUGGCAUGGUGGACUCCUCUAUGAUGCCUAUAAUGGGUUACCUGGUGGACCUGCGGCAUGUGUCGGUGUAUGGAAGUGUGUAUGCCAUUGCUGAUGUUGCGUUCUGCAUGGGAUUUGCUUUAGGUCCAUCUAUUGGAGGCUCCAUUGCUGAGAGCAUCGGCUUCCCCUGGCUGAUGACCAUAAUUGGAGUAGUGGAUAUAUUCUUUGCUCCAUUUUGCAUCUUUCUCAGGAAUCCACCGGGACAAGAAGAGAAAAUUGCAAUUUUGUCGGACACCAACUGUUCCAUGAAGACGAUGUCCUACUCCACACAAGGGACGCACUGUCAGGGGGAAAACAUGGAUCCAGAAUAUGACGAUUAUGAUUAA
Limanda limanda (common dab) is the source of this 1566-nucleotide messenger RNA. It is a transcript of the gene slc18a2, whose product is annotated as solute carrier family 18 member 2. The record is from RefSeq and is a predicted model, not a curated record. The transcript has 15 exons. The coding region runs from base 10 to 1566 and encodes 518 amino acids. Gene Ontology annotation, molecular function: serotonin:sodium:chloride symporter activity; xenobiotic transmembrane transporter activity. Gene Ontology annotation, biological process: xenobiotic transport; aminergic neurotransmitter loading into synaptic vesicle; transmembrane transport. Gene Ontology annotation, cellular component: synaptic vesicle membrane; terminal bouton. NCBI's taxonomy places the organism in Eukaryota, Metazoa, Chordata, Actinopteri, Pleuronectiformes, Pleuronectidae.